AUGGCCCAAACCAAGUCCGACGAUCAAGAGUACCUCGCAAAGCCACCCGGGCCAUGCUGCUUCACAGGCACCAUCCAUGACGGCAACCCCGCCGGAAAGGUUGAGGACAUAAUUGAGGUGCCGACUUACGUCGUCCGGCCUGCCGACAUGGGUUCCUCUCCCAACGGUCACGUCGUGCUCUACUUCCCGGACGUGUGGGGCCUCUCGGUCAACGCCAAGCUGCUGAUGGACGGCUUCGCGUCCGCCGGGUACACGGCGCUUGGCAUGGAUUACUUCCGUGGUGACCCCAUUUCCAAGUACCGCACCAACAAGUCUGAUCCGCUGCCGCCCGGGUUUGAUCACGCUGCUUGGCGCACGAAGCACUGGACGUUUGCAACUGAGAACGUGCCCAAGUGGACAAAUGCUGUGCGCGGGAAGUUUGGCGGCCAGGUGGCCGGCACGGAGACCCGCUAUGCUUGCACGGGAUACUGCUUCGGUGCACCAUUUGUAUGUGAUCUUCUCGCUGGUGCGGCCGGAGAUGGUGAGCCAGUGGUGUCGGCCGGUGCAUUUGCCCACCCUACGGCCUUGAAGGAGGAGCAUUUCUCAAAUCUCAAGACGUUCAACACCGAGUCUCGACGGAAGGCCAUCGACGUUCUUCAGCGCGAACAGAAGGCCUACCAUGUGCAGCUUUUCUAUGGCGUGGGGCACGGGUUUGCUGUGAAGGGCGACCCUGCUGAUCCGUAUCAACGCUGGUGCAAAGAGCAAAGUCUACGUGCUAUGAUUGACUGGCUUGAUCUUUGGUUGGUGACAAAGCAGUAA
Molecule: messenger RNA, 798 nt
Organism: Colletotrichum chrysophilum
Lineage: Eukaryota; Fungi; Ascomycota; Sordariomycetes; Glomerellales; Glomerellaceae
Exons: 4
Coding region: 1-798 (265 amino acids)
Molecular function (GO): hydrolase activity
Source: RefSeq, a predicted model, not a curated record